UUCUGAUUUUGUAAUUAAUGGGAAAUAUGAUGUUGGCGUUACAUGAAAGGAAAUGGUUAUAGUGAUGAAGCUUUCACAAUUCUAAUUUCAAUGAAGGGCGUGAGUCAACCCGUUUGAAUCUAACUACAAACAUUUCAUGAAAGUCAAUUAUGGAAAACCCCCCCUUUUUCUGACAAACAAUUCCUUUACUUGUAUUCUUUGAUAUGGAACAACUAAGAUAGUUCCAAGAGCUAGCUUCCUCUACCAUGCUCACCUGCUCCUUCUCAAAGAUGAUUCUCAUUGCAUCUUCUAUAACUUGGGCAAAACUCAAAAGAUUUAGUCCAACGCCUAGAUGACUACUUCUUCCCCGGCUCCGGGGCCGGAGGUGAGCUUGUCCCUUACAUUGCUGCCUUGCCCAACUCCACUUGAGGCCUUAAAGCCCGAAGAAAGAGGCAUCCGCCUUAUCCAACUUCUCCUAAUAUGUGCCAAGCAUGCAUCCUCCGGUAACCUACACCGUGCCGACGAGUGUCUCCGGCAAAUAUCGCUGCUUGCCUCGGUGUCUGGUGACUCCAUACAACGUCUUUCGGUACGGUUUGCCUCUGCCCUCGCUAUCCGCCUUGUCAAGCGUUGGCCUGGCCUACAUAAGGCCUUGAACUACACUCAAUUGACAAAACAAGAGUUUGAUGAUGCGAAGCCCCUCUUGGGCCGAGCCUUUCCCUACCUCGGGUUGUCGUAUGCUAUCAUAACCCGUACAUUGAUCAAGGCAAUGAUGGGGGAGAGAGUGAUCCAUCUUGUGGAUAUGGGCUCCGGUGACGUCAACUUGUGGGUUCCACUCCUACGGACCUUGUCGUGCAUGCCGGAUGGGCCUCCCCAUUUGAAGGUGACUUGUAUGAACGCUAACAAGGCUGUCGUCGACAAGUUAGGAGCAAGGCUUGUAAAAGAGGCAGAAGCACUAGCCAUGGCCUUCCAAUUCAACCCCCUAAAUGUAAGUCUAAAAGAGCUAACGUCGGAUAUGCUUAAGGUGAGAUCAGGAGAAGCACUAGCUUUCAUAUCUAUCUUAAGCCUCCAUGCCUUAUUAGCAGAGGAUGAUAGAGUCGAUGCACAUUUCGGCGACAACAGGAAUAUAAACGGCAUCAAAAAUUCCAAGCAAAUGUGUCACUUCUUAACGAUGAUCCGGUCAUUGUGGCCCAAAGUCUUACUUGUAGUGGAGCAAGAAGCGGAUCACAACUUGAACCGGUUAGUUGAUCGAUUCAUGGAGGGAUUGCAUUACUACAGUGCGGUGUUCGACUCAAUUGAUGCAGCAUUUGGGGGGACGUCAAGUGGGGAAAGGCAUGCUUUGGAGGGAAUGUUUGGGAAAGAAAUCGAAAACAUUGUGGCGUGUGAGGGGGUUGAGCGAGAAGAGAGGCAUGAGAGGCAUGGCAGAUGGAUGGUUAGGCUUGGGCAGGCUGGGUUCAAGCCAGUUCAAAUUUGGUAUGACUCCAUGGAAGAUGCUAAGCUGAUGGUGGAAGCAAGUGGCAAAGAUGGUUACAAGAUUGUUCAGGGAAAGGCAGCUUCGAUGAUUUGUUGGCAUGAUAGACCAUUGUAUGCAGUAUCUGCAUGGACUUGUUAAAAGGGUAUAUUAUAUAGUUUGCGGUGUUGGUCCAAAGGAAAGGACAAGUUUCUUGUCUGCAUGAAUUUUGCGAUUUACCAAGUUU
Molecule: messenger RNA, 1673 nt
Organism: Theobroma umbraticum
Lineage: Eukaryota; Viridiplantae; Streptophyta; Magnoliopsida; Malvales; Malvaceae
Source: RefSeq, a predicted model, not a curated record